This is a messenger RNA of Rosa rugosa (rugosa rose), 2281 nucleotides long. Its product is annotated as glutaredoxin-C5-like. Lineage: Eukaryota; Viridiplantae; Streptophyta; Magnoliopsida; Rosales; Rosaceae. Gene Ontology annotation, cellular component: nucleus; cytoplasm. The record is from RefSeq and is a predicted model, not a curated record. Gene Ontology annotation, biological process: negative regulation of DNA-templated transcription; anther development. The transcript has a single exon. The coding region runs from base 475 to 849 and encodes 124 amino acids.
UUUGUGACUGGCACGUUCUUAAUUCGAAAAUUAAUACGAAUCACAUAAAGCCUGAGCAACUGAGCUUAUUAAUUUAGAGUUAGGGUUAGGGUCGACCGACAAGAGGUCGGGCUCAGCCGUCUAUUAACCAAGUCUCCGCUGAAAAAGCCUGACCUCAUUGUCUCAUCUCUAUCCCAUAAAGCUUCCACCUCUAUUAAACACCUCCAAUUAUAACAUAUUAAGUACUAGCAUGAGAAAAAGAUUGCCCUAAACCUCUCUCUCUCUCUUGCAUGCGCUGACGACACAGUAGACCAGUUUCAUUUUUUUUAUUCCCAACACUGCCCUUUAACCUCCUGGUCCAAAAUCACUUCUAUAAAUACCAACCCUUCCUUCCUUCCACUCAUCACCAAUCUCCAUUUCUUGCUUAGCUAGCGACUUUCUUCUAGUCUUUAACCAAGAAAAUUACCUCAACUUCUAUAGUUGUUGAUUAUCAAAAUGCAUUACCAAACUGAGUCAUGGGGUUCUUACAUGGCCACGAGCAGUUACGGUGAUUCACUGGAGCGCAUAGAGAGGAUGGCGUCGGAGAACGCGGUGGUGAUAUUCAGCAUCAGCAGCUGUUGUAUGUGUCACGCCAUCAAGAGGCUCUUCUGCGGCAUGGGGGUCAAUCCAACGGUGUACGAGCUCGACGAGGAUCCCAGAGGAGGCAAGGACUUGGAGAAGGCUCUGAUGAGGAUCUUGGGGACCUCCAACGCUGUGCCGGUGGUCUUUAUCGGUGGGAAGCUCGUCGGAACCAUGGACAGAGUCAUGGCCUCGCACAUUAAUGGCUCGCUCGUCCCUCUUCUCAAAGAGGCUGGGGCUCUCUGGCUCUGAUUAAGAGGACUUCUAGCUCUUUUCAUCAACAAAAACUAAAUGAUCACUUAUAACAUAGCGCAAAUUAAGUAAGCAAGGAAUGCAGAGGAAGAGGAGUGAAGAAGUUUGUGAGUUUCACCCCCUCCACAUCUUGGGAGACACUAAUCACUAAUUUAAUCCAUGUCUCAUUAGCUAGCUACUAGUUCUUAUGAAUAAUUUUCUUUUCCGAGUUUUAUGUUCUGUUUUUUAGCUUUUCCGGGAUCUCUCUUUCUAGAGUCUAGAAAUGGGUGUGUUGGACUGCCUUUUGAGUACUGUUUUUUUUAUGGUUUUACCAUGGGCGUUAGUUCGGUGGGAAUGUAACUUCUCCCUCUGUAUACAAGAAAAGUGCAAAAAAAAAAAAAAAAAAAAAAAGAUUAGUUUUGCUUACAUGAAUUAAUCUUCGGUUUUGUCUUUGUCUCUGACUUUAUAUAUUUGCACAGUUGCUCAACACUAGAUUUUCAAGUUAAUUUUAGUUUGCUGCAGUGGCGUAUCCAGGAUCGGAAUAAGGGUUGGGCUGGAUUUAAGUGCAUACAAAUUUUGCAAGCUCGUAAUUUUUUUUUCUUUUGAGGUUUGGAACCCAGUGGGAGGCUCAUCCUCACGCCUUUAAUAUUAUCAUUCAAAACAUGAAAUAGGGGGGGACAUAAAACCAAAACCCCUUAAAUUAAAAGUUACAAGCAUAAACUUGUUGUAAAAUAAUAAAAACUAACUAAAUCGUACCCUCCGAGGUCCACUCAUUUCAAACUCAGCAAUCACAACAAAAAACAAAAACUAAGCAACUGAAAUCAACCACAUAUAAUAUUGCAUAUUUCAAACAUCCAUAUUUAAUAUUGCAAGCUUCCAAUUAUCCAAUAGCCACCGCAAUUCCGCAAACCAAUUAAUCCACCGCAAAGCAACUAAUAUACCGAUUAUCAUUUAUCAAUAGCCCAUCCGCCAUCCCUAUCACAUAUUUCAAACAUCCACUGCCUCCAAGCAAUUAAUUAAGCAGAGAAUUAGAAAGAGAGAACUCACAGGAAUGACACGAUUUGGAAAGAUUUCAGACUUUUGCCAUUCAAUGAUCUCUUACGAAGUUCCGGUCUUUCGAUUACUUCAAUUGAAGCCUCUGAAAUUCAAAGCUCACAGUCAAUUGCAAGCAAAACCCAUCAAUGGGGCUUGGGAGAGAUGAAAUUAGAACUUAGAAAUACCUUUAUGUGGGUGAUCUGGAGCUAAUCGGGUUGGAGCCUUGGAGGAACUCAGGAAGAGGAACUGACGAAGUUCGGAACUGAUGCUCGGUCGGAGGAAGAGGAACUGAGAGGAACUGAGGUCUGAGGAAGAGGAAAGGAACUGAGGAACUGAGGAAGUCAAGAUUCAAUAAGAGGAGCUACUCUCUUAUUUUUUUAAGAGGAACUGAUGUCUGUCGGCUACUCUCUCUCUCUGG